AACCCAUUUCUAGAUCCAACAACAUCAGAAUGGUGGUUUGACUCUUUCUCAAAGGCUAAAUAUGAAAAUAUUGCUCAUUAUAAUCCAGAGCUUACAUGGACAAAGAAGGAAGAAAACAAACUUUUAACAAAAUUGAACCUGACUGUUAUGUUGAUGGUUUCUUUAAUGUUUUUUGGAUUCCAUAUCAAUAAGGCAAGUUUUGGUGAUGCCCUCAGAGGCGGAAUGGCAUAUGAUGUUGAUAUGCAAAGUUCAAGAUAUUCAAUGAAUGGUGAUUCUUUUGAUUAUGAGCGGGCAUGUCAAAUAAUAUUGGCUAUUCCAUCAGUCUUGGUUGCUAAGAAGAUUGGUCCUCAUAUUUGGUUACCUAUUAUCUUAUGUAUUUAUUGUGCUUUAGGUGGUCUCUCAAGUUUGAUUAAUGAAACUGCAACUGCUAUUGGUAUUAGAGCUGCUAUGGGUGGUGUUGGUGCUGGUUUCAUUCCAAGCUGCGUCUUAUACUUGUCAUAUUUCUAUACUUCAGAUCAAUUAGCUAUGAGAUUGGCGUGUCUUUGGAUAGUUAAAACAGUUGCUGAUAUAUUUUCUGGCUAUCUAGCAUAUGCAACUGACAGAGUCGAAUAUUCACCAAAACCUACUGCUAUUGAUGGCUGGCAGUUACUAUUUGUUGCAGAGGGUCUUGUUCCAUUACUUGGUGCUAUUAUUAUUGCAUUUUUCUUACCACCAUCUUUAACUGAAAAGAAAAAAUGGCAACGUGAAAUCUUAACUGAGCAUGAGAAGGAAAUUCAAGUCAAUAGUGUGUUAAGAGACGAUCCUUCAAAAGGUUUAUCAAGUCGUCAUAAAGCUGUUUCACUAAUGGAGAUUAUCAAAUCUAUCUUCGAUUUUGACUUAUAUCCAAUUUACUUUAUUGCAUUAAUUGCAUUCAUCCCAUUUGACACUUAUGAAACAUAUUUACUACUUUGCAUAAGACAAUUCAUGACAAUUCGUCAGUCAAUAGCCAGGUUCUCGUUUAGAAUGCCUUGGAGGAUUUUAUACAUGGCAUUUUUGGUUUCAAUCACAAAAAUUUCUGAAAAUUUGAAUGAACGUACACUUGUUUCAUUGAUCUUCCCACUAUGGCAAUUACCUUUACUAGGUGUUAUGACUUGGUGGAGGAAAACUCUUUAUGAUGAAUGGGGCUCGGCAUUAGUUGUUUCUUUAGCGUUAGCUGCACCAAAUAUUAUCGCAAUUUUACAAAGUUGGGUUUCAAGAAAUUCUGGUUCAAAUGGUAAAAGGGCAAUAUCAGCUGCAAUGUUCAUGAUGUUCAUUGAUGCUGGUUAUAUGAUUUCAAGUUGUAUUUAUCAUACAAAAUAUCUACCAACUUUGAAAAAAGGCAGUUUAAACCUUUUCAUUAUUAUGAUUAUUACAACUGUCGUCUUAAUUUUGACCAAAGUUUACUAUGUUGUUAGAAACAGAAUGAAAGUUAACAAAUGGAGCAAUUUCACUGAGGAAGAACAAAACUCUUAUUUGGUUACCCAUGGGUGGAAAGGCAAUAAGACAGCAUUUUAUAAUCUGGCUCAUUAA
This is a messenger RNA of Hansenula anomala, 1548 nucleotides long. RefSeq lists its product as uncharacterized. Gene Ontology annotation, cellular component: membrane. The transcript has 2 exons. Gene Ontology annotation, molecular function: transmembrane transporter activity. The annotation marks the transcript as partial. The record is from RefSeq and is a predicted model, not a curated record. Lineage: Eukaryota; Fungi; Ascomycota; Saccharomycetes; Phaffomycetales; Wickerhamomycetaceae.